CCUGCCUUCUCCCCCUCACCUGGACAGCGUCCCUCCCUCCAGCCACCGCGACGCGUCCUCGUCCCCUCGCAUCCCCCUGCCUCAGCUGUGGCGGGAGAAGACAGACACGGGUGGGACAGUUGCGGACCACGCUCGGGAGAGGGCCGCAAGGUGGAACCUGAACAGUGAUAGAAAUAAAGAGAGGACGUUCCCGAAGUUCGCCCUUCUACUGAGACAGGAACCGAGGGAGAGGAAGGACGACCCAGAAGCACCCCAGGCCUAAACUCGGCUGCCCUCCCCAUUUCUCAACCGCCGAGUCCGCUCUCUUCUUCACUAACCGCUCCUCAUUUCUCUCUCACCACCUCCUUGCCAGUCUAGAGCCAUCCUGGUUCCUAAAUGUGCACACCAUUGAGAUCAUCCAGGCGAGGAAGCCACCAAAGUCUAGAAGACUGGGAAGGGGGCUGAAUCGCCAAUCAAAGCUGGAUUCUAAUGGUUAAAUAAUGGAAGAGACAAGUCUGUUAGAGGCUGGGGCCUCUGCGGCCUCCACAGCUGCAGCUCUGGAGAACUUACAAGUGGAGGCAAGCUGUUCUGUGUGCCUGGAGUAUCUGAAGGAGCCUGUCAUCAUUGAGUGUGGACAUAACUUCUGCAAAGCUUGCAUCACUCGCUGGUGGGAGGACCUAGAGAGGGACUUCCCCUGUCCUGUCUGUCGGAAGACAUCCCGCUAUCGCAGUCUCCGGCCCAAUCGGCAGCUGGGCAGUAUGGUAGAAAUUGCCAAGCAGCUCCAGGCUGUCAAGAGGAAGAUUCGAGAUGAGAGCCUAUGCCCCCAGCACCAGGAGGCUCUCGGCCUCUUCUGCUAUGAGGACCAGGAAGCUGUGUGUUUGAUAUGUGCCAUUUCCCACACCCACCGGGCCCACACCGUCGUGCCACUGGAUGAUGCAACACAGGAAUACAAGGAGAAACUGCAGAAGUGCCUGGAGCCGCUGGAGCAGAAGCUUCAGGAAAUCACCCGUUGCAAGUCCUCCGAAGAGAAGAAGCCUGGGGAGCUCAAGAGACUGGUGGAAAGUCGCCGGCAGCAGAUUUUAAAGGAGUUUGAAGAGCUUCAUAGACGGCUGGAUGAAGAGCAGCAGAUUUUGCUCUCACGACUGGAGGAGGAGGAGCAGGACAUCCUGCAGCGACUCCGAGAAAAUGCCGCUCACCUCGGGGACAAGCGCCGGGACCUGGCCCACCUGGCUGCCGAGGUGGAGGGCAAGUGCUUACAGUCAGGCUUCGAGAUGCUUAAGGAUGUCAAAAGUACCCUGGAAAAAUGUGAGAAGGUGAAGACCAUGGAGGUGACGUCAGUGUCCAUAGAGCUGGAAAAGAACUUCAGCAGUUUCCCCCGACAGUACUUUGCCCUAAGGAAAAUUCUUAAACAGCUAAUUGCGGAUGUGACCCUGGACCCUGAGACCGCCCAUCCUAACCUAGUCCUGUCAGAGGAUCGUAAGAGCGUCAAGUUUGUGGAGACCAGACUCCGAGAUCUUCCCGACACGCCACGCCGUUUCACCUUCUACCCUUGUGUCCUAGCUACUGAAGGCUUCACCUCAGGCCGACACUACUGGGAGGUGGAAGUGGGUGACAAGACCCACUGGGCAGUGGGUGUGUGCCGGGACUCUGUGAGCCGGAAGGGUGAAUUGACUCCACUUCCUGAGACUGGCUACUGGCGGGUGCGGCUGUGGAAUGGGGACAAGUAUGCAGCAACUACAACACCUUUCACCCCUUUGCACAUCAAGGUGAAACCCAAGCGAGUAGGCAUAUUUCUAGACUAUGAGGCUGGCACACUGUCUUUUUAUAAUGUCACAGACCGCUCACAUAUCUACACGUUCACUGAUACUUUUACUGAAAAACUUUGGCCCCUCUUCUAUCCGGGCAUCAGGGCUGGUCGGAAGAAUGCUGCACCACUGACCAUCAGGCCCCCGACAGAUUGGGAGUGACAGGGUGGGACGUGGGAUCCAUUGGGGUAAGGCAGGGUCAAGAGCGGUGCGCUGUGUCCUGCUGGAAUGUCUUGGUGUCCACCUGGCUCGAGUCCUGAGUCGUCUUGGAGAAACACUCUGGUCUCUAGGAUGGUUUCUGUGGAGAAGUACAUAGGACUGAGCUGCAUGACAGAGCACAGCUGUGUCUCCCUCCUUGCUGUCAAGAGUGGGGAGCUGGUCCGCAGAGGAUGACCUCUCCACUGUCCAUCAGGUUUUCUGAUUGCACAACGACAGGUUGGAAAGUCAGGAAAGGCUUUUCCAGAAACAGAAAGUCAGUGGGGGGUGGGUCUCAUUUUGCUGAGACCAGAGAGGAAACAAACCUAAGUAGGGGCUUCUUUGACCAGAAUGAUUUUGUUUCUUGAGGAAAACUUCAGGGGUCUUUGCACCUCAGGAUGGAAAAAGGAUGAAUGAAAGUUACUGGGUCUAGAAGUUGAGUUUCUGUGGGGGCAGAGUUUGUGCAUCAUGAAGGUUAGAAGAUCAGGGAAGAGCUAAAGGAAAAGAUUCCUAGAAACUAUUGAAGAGAAGGAGGUUUCUUUAGCCUUCUAUUCCCAGCCAUGAUGAUUAGGAUUGCCCAGAGGUAAGAAUGUGGGGAGAAGGGGAGGGUAGAAAAAAAGAACCCAGGCCUUAGCCUUCAGCAGAGCUGGCUCAUCUGCCUCCUCACAGUUGUCUCCAAGAGAUUGUUCACCUUGCACCUCUCAGAGGUGAGGGGAGAGACCCUGCAAAACACAUCCACCUACCCACUCUUCUCCCAAGGGAGCGUGAAAAAGAGUCUGGUAUUAGAGGAAAGAGAAAGGUUUAUCUACCUGAAGUUCUGGCCUUAAAAAGUGUUACCCAGUCGCUGCUCCCAAAUUGUCCGCUUUGUCACCUGGCUCAGGUGUCCAUUCCAAAGGGGAAGGAAGGUAAUGGAGUCUUUCUUACCUGAGAACAGGGUAGAAGAGGAUGAUGCAUGUUGGGAAGGGCCAGACAGGCAACUUCCUUUUGCCUGUGCAUCUGACCUGGAACUAAUGUUCACAACAGCCUUUCACAUGUGUGUCACCAUCCUUCACUCUUUGCUAUCUCCCCUUUCAGAGAAUGUAUAUCAUUUUAAUGUUAGGCCAAAACAAACCUGUAAAGUACAUAUGUUGUCAAGGUAAAGCAAUGCAUGCCAA
Fukomys damarensis (Damara mole-rat) is the source of this 3133-nucleotide messenger RNA. Its product is annotated as E3 ubiquitin-protein ligase TRIM39. NCBI's taxonomy places the organism in Eukaryota, Metazoa, Chordata, Mammalia, Rodentia, Bathyergidae. Gene Ontology annotation, molecular function: zinc ion binding; protein binding. The transcript is spliced from 7 exons. Gene Ontology annotation, biological process: protein stabilization; positive regulation of apoptotic signaling pathway; negative regulation of proteasomal ubiquitin-dependent protein catabolic process. The record is from RefSeq and is a predicted model, not a curated record. Bases 480 to 1946 code for a protein of 488 amino acids.